AUGGGGCUUCUCUCACUCUCCAUCUUCCUCGUCGCUGUUCAGGCUCAGGGAGUUGUGCUACAGCCAUCUAACAGUUCCUACGACCUCUCCGGCUCGUCUUCCUACUUCCGCAUUUGGGGUCCUAGCCACCUCAACGGCCAGCUGCUUGCCCCGCUUACCCAAUCUCUCCUCCAUCUGUCCGACAGCCAGCAAAAGGACUUUGACAUCUCCGGUGCGGUCAAGGAAGUGACGGCCGACAAUCCGUUCUCGUUGCAGAGUUCGCAGAUUGCCUGCAUUCCGUGCGAUCCUUCCUUUUACUCCGCUGGGAAUUUAGACGCUGGCGAGACCCUCGACUACGUUAUCGGCCAGACUCCAGCCGCCGUCAUCCUUUACAGUGACUCGGCUACCCAUUGCAAUCUCACAACCGAUGCCCAAGCGGAGUCUUAUAGCUACAUCUUCACACUGGUUGGGCAAAAUUCGUCUGCUGUCACUGCUCUACAACAGACCUUCAAUUCUCCCAACGAGACUGUUAACAUCAUCCCCAUGUCGACCAUCAAUCCCAGCAUCACCAGCGGUGACGGUGGGACCACCGGUGGCAGCCCCAAUACCGCCAUGAUCAUUCUCUAUAGCAUAACGGGUAUCAUCACCGCACUGUUCCUGGGCAUCAUCAUUACGGGCGCUGUCCGUGCCCAUCGCCACCCUGAGCGGUACGGUCCUCGACGAGUCAUCGGUCGUCCGCGGCAAAGUCGAGCGAGAGGAAUUGCACGUGCCAUGCUCGAGACGAUACCCAUCGUCAAGUUCAAUGAGAAUGAUGGCGUGGACGCCGCCAAGCGGGACGUCGAGAUGGCCAGCACCGACGGCGCUCAUCAUGAGUCCUCACCCAACGGUUCUCAAGAGCACGUCGAUGGCCAAACGACUCCACGUGAGUCCGAAAUGCCGACUACCGAGCAGGGAGACGAUCGCCCGACCCCGGCUCCCGAAGCGAAGACCGACGCAGCGCCCGACGCAGGCAACUUCUCGUGUCCCAUUUGUACCGACGACUUCGUCAAGGGUCAGGACCUGCGUGUUUUACCUUGUAACCAUCAAUUCCACCCGGAGUGCAUUGACCCCUGGUUGAUGAACGUGUCGGGCACAUGUCCUCUUUGCCGUAUCGAUCUCAACCCCCCCAAGGAGGGUGAAAGUGGUGAACAGCAAGAAGGUGAAAACGCCGAGAACGCAGAAGAGACUGUAGCAGAUGGCACCGCUACCGCGACCGGCGACGCAGCCCAAGGCCGCCACGGUCACCGGCUGACGAACUACCUGAACGUCCGUCGCAUGCACAAUGCCAGCGUCGAAGAACGCCUCGCCGCACUGCGCCGUGUCCGUGAAGCAAACCAGGAUCAGGCCGCCGAAGAAGCCUCUCGUCCCAGCCGCAACCGCCUCACCGCACGACUCCGUGAACGUUUCCGUAUCCGCACGCGCGCCCACGGCGUCGAAAGCACUACCCCCGGCCAGAGCGGCACUUCCACUCCGACCGUCCCGGCCCCGGCGCACACAGCGCCGGAGUCCUCCGCAUGA
Penicillium cinerascens is the source of this 1536-nucleotide messenger RNA. RefSeq names its product RING-H2 finger protein. The record is from RefSeq and is a predicted model, not a curated record. The coding region runs from base 1 to 1536 and encodes 511 amino acids. Lineage: Eukaryota; Fungi; Ascomycota; Eurotiomycetes; Eurotiales; Aspergillaceae. The transcript has 4 exons.